Pisolithus orientalis is the source of this 747-nucleotide messenger RNA. RefSeq lists its product as uncharacterized. The coding region runs from base 1 to 747 and encodes 248 amino acids. NCBI's taxonomy places the organism in Eukaryota, Fungi, Basidiomycota, Agaricomycetes, Boletales, Pisolithaceae. The record is from RefSeq and is a predicted model, not a curated record. The transcript has 4 exons.
AUGGAAUUGUCCAAGCAGUUGGCAUUCAAGGAUGAUAUCAUGGUCACAGGAGCCAUUGCAAUAACAGACCUUCAACAACCCAAGGGCCAAAGGUGGUUUGAUGUCAAGGAUCUCUUUGAGGACUACCAGGAGAGGGUCAAAGAAAGGGCACAACUAGAGGCAAAGAGGCUGGCCCAGGAGCCCAUGGCACAUACUUGGGGUCAGGCAGAGGGAGGGGUGGGCCCUGGUAAUGUGAGCAAGGGAAAAGGGAAGGAGAAGGCCACCAACAAGGAGGAUGAGCUUGCUGACAAUGUUGAUGACGAUGAGAAUGAGGGUGAAGAACUGACUCUUUCCCCUCAUGAUCCUUUGCCAACCCCCUGUCUCUUCUUCUGCAGGGCUACUCCCAAGCCCAGGCCAUCAUUCAAAGCCUCUUCACCCCUUGUCAACAAGCCUCAACUGUCACCCCCCAGCAAAGAACUGCAAGUCAAGUUCAAACCAUUUUUUGCAACUGUGACCAGCUUACUAAAUGAAUCUGGAGAUGUCAAAGUGCCAGUCCAGAGUGACACUCCAUUAGUUGCAGAAACUCCAGAGGUCAUAAACCCAAAUGAGUGGUCAACAGCAAACUUCAUUGAGCAUCUGCAAGUGCUUGAGGCGAGAGCCAAGGAUGAGGAAUUCGAGCUGGAGCAGGUCUACUGGCUGCUGGAGAUGUUGGUGAGGCAGGUAACACAUUGGAUUGAGAGUGCAUGGGCUAGGUGGGAGGAGUUGUGA